Molecule: messenger RNA, 923 nt
Organism: Cantharellus anzutake
Lineage: Eukaryota; Fungi; Basidiomycota; Agaricomycetes; Cantharellales; Hydnaceae
Exons: 4
Coding region: 61-549 (162 amino acids)
Source: RefSeq, a predicted model, not a curated record
GUAGUGCCUCACUGUUCUACUUUAAGCUCAAAGAUAUGGCAGAGGGAGUCUGCCGAAGGAAUGCAGACACUCGCAGCUCAGUUCCCCUCGAUUGGUUAUAACACCAUGGAAAUAGACAUUGACAUGCCUUCGCCACUGGCAUCCCAGCCCCGGAGUUUGCUGACCUACUUUGAGUCAGAGCUUUCGAGCCAGAUUCGAUUAGCCGCCAUCCCAUUCCGUCCAGUAAUAUUCGCUCGCUCCGCCGGAGCUCUUAUCGCUCAGACAUAUAUCUCCUCCCAUCCCGCCUCAGCCUUAGUUCUGAUUGCACCUACACCUUCCACCUCAUGUGCAGAAGCCAAGGCUUUGCUACCGAACCUACAAGAAUUCAAUUAUGAGCCAAGAUUUCCGAUCUUAAUCCUCGAUAGUCCUGAAAGAGAGGAGGCCCAAAGAAAGGAAAAUAGGCUACUUCGGAAUGAGGCACCCGCGGUGGACUUCGUUUCAGUAAACAGCGUAGACGGACAAGGCGCUUUUGUCGAGAUACAGCGAUGGUUGGAUUCGAUUGGGGUUUAAAUUCCCCCAUGGAUUACUGUACAAGAUAUCACAGUACAAAAGUCCCUAUGCUCAACGUGGUUCCUACAGAACAUCGUAGAGUUGUGCCAGCAUUGAGCCGGAGUCGAACCAGAUGAGAGUAGACCAAAAUUGUCGGCACAAACAUUACCCCCAAUCCUACCAACGAGACAGUGCUGAUGAACCCCUCAUGAUGUAAUCCGUCGGGAAAGCCGCACCGCCACUACAAACGCGGCCGCGGGGCAACAAAAUAGAAUACAUAUAACAGCAACCGUUUGUUGGUGGUCGCGUCAAGGCCCCGUAGAUACACGUUGAUCCCCAACAGUUUCCACUGCCUCAAGGUACUUCGGAUUGUAAAUACCGCGACUAGCCUGUCG